AUGGAUGGAUCGACAAUAAAAAAUAGACUUAAAAGUCUUCUUCGGUCUCCGUCCAUCAAGCUCAGGAAGAGCCGACGGUCCAUCAAAGAAAACUUUACCAACAAGGUAACUCUAGAGAGAGUUCUUGGUAUAACGACUACAGGAAACAGUGGCUUAGCUUGUGAUCCUUGCUCAGGGACUGUUGCAUAUCCUGCUGGGUGUGUGGUAGUGCUGCUGAACCCCAAGAAGAACAGGCAGCAGCACAUCAACAACACUUCCAGGAAAACUAUAACCACAUUAUCGUUUUCUUUAGAUGGGAAAUAUCUUGUCACAGGAGAGACUGGUCACCUGCCUGCAGUGCGAGUGUGGGAUGUGGCUGAGGGGUCUCAGGUCACAGAGCUGCAGGAGCACAAGUAUGGGGUGGCCUGUGUGGCCUUCUCUCCCAACAGCAAGUACAUCGUCAGCGUGGGCUACCAGCAUGACAUGGGCGUCAAUGUGUGGGCCUGGAAGAAAAACACACUUGUGGCUGCUAACAAGGUCUCCAGUAAAGUGACGGCUGUGUCUUUUUCUGAGGACAGUUCCUACUUUGUGACAGCUGGGAAUAGACAUGUCAGAUUCUGGUACUUGGAACCCUGCAACUCCCUCAAGCAACUUGCAGCUCCUGUUCCACUACUUGGGCGUUCUGCCCUCUUGGGGGAGCUACAGAACAACAACUUCUGCGAUGUGGCUUGUGGCUAUGGUGACAAGUCUGAAUGCACAUUUUGCAUCACUUCCUCUGGGCUGCUCUGUGAGUUCAACGAGAAAAGGAUGCUGGAUAAGUGGGUAGACCUCCGGACGAGAGCUGCACGGGCUCUGUCUGUGACUGAGGAUCUGAUCUUCUGUGCGUGUGCUGACGGCACUGUGAGGGUGUUCAGUCCUGCAGACCUGCGCUUUCUCUGCACCCUGCCCCACCCACAUCACCUGGGCAGUGAUGUGGCAGCCUCCAUCCACCAUAGCCACCUGCUCCCCAACAAGCCGGACGCUCAUUACCCAGAUUCUGUGGCAGUGACCUAUGACCCUGUUAACCUCUGGCUGUCUUGUGUGUAUAAUGACCAUAGUCUGUACGUGUGGGAUGUUCAAGAGCUUCAGCGGGUGGGCAAAGUGCACUCUGCCCUCUACCACUCUGCCUGUGUGUGGGAUUUACAGAUAUACCCUAAAGACACCGAGGGCCGUGUGACUGGACUGGACUCCUCAGAACUCUUUGUCACUUGCUCUGAAGAUGGCACAAUACGCAUGUGGAGCACGGAGGCGUACAACAACCCAGCCAGUCACAACAGUCUCAGCGGCGAUCUUUGGAAAGUGAUUUAUAUAAACAACAAGGCAGAGUCCCUGCUGCAUACAGAGGAAACUGCAACUAGUAGUACAGAGAAGCCUGAUGCUCAGUCAGCUGAGAACCGGACAGGCAUAAGAACCAUCUGUGUGAGUCCGGAUGGCAAGCACCUGGCCUCCGGAGACAGAAUUGGAACAUUAAGAGUUCAUGACUUCAACAGUAUGGAGGAGAUUCUUAAUGCAGAGAUCCAUGACUCCGAGGUUCUUUGCCUGGAAUACUCAAAAUCAAAGACAGGAAUGAAACUCUUGGCAACAGCAGGUCGUGAUCGUCUCAUCCACGUGCUGGACGUUGCGGAAGACUACAGGCUCCUACAGACUCUGGACGAGCACUCAUCCUCUAUUACAGCCAUCCGCUUUGCUGUCAGUGAUGGGAAGGUGAGAAUGAUCAGCUGUGGCGCUGAUAAGAGUGUGUACUUUCGCACUGCUCACAGGACUUUCAGAGGAAUAAAAUUUAAAUGCACACACCAUGUGGUGAGGAAAAGUACUCUUUAUGACAUGGACGUGGAUCCUACAUGCAAGUAUGCAGCUGUAGGUUGUCAGGACAGAAGCAUCAGAGUGUUUAACAUAAGCAGUGGAAAACAAAAGAAGUCAUUUAAGGGUUCUCAGACCGAAGAUGGUAGUCUGCUUAGGGUUCAAAUGGAUCCAUCUGGUCUGUACGUAGCCACCAGCUGCACAGAUAAGAAUCUCAGCUUGUUUGACUUCCAGAAAGGAGUGUGUCUGGCAGCCAUGUUUGGACACUCAGAAAUCAUCACGGGUAUUAAGUUCACCAGUGACUGUAGGCAUUUAAUUUCCAUCUCGGGAGACAGCUGUAUCUUUGUGUGGCGCCUCGCCCCUGAGCUCACCAUGAACAUGAGGCGGCGUCUGGAGGAGCUCCACCACUGGUCGAGUGAAUCUGCCUUCGCCAGCUCCAUGUUCAGACGUUCGUCCACAGGAAGUCCGAACCCGCUCAGCCACAUGCCUCUGCUUUCCUGCUCUUCUGAGGCUGAGGAAGAUGAUGAAGAAGGGUUGGAGAACCAGGCCUCAGAUGAACAUGAAAUGAUCCACCCCAUAUUGGUGGAAGAGGGUCAAGGUGCUUCUGAUGAGGGGACUGACUGGGACACCUCCACUAAGUUCCAGGAGUCGUCUGCAGGGUCCUGUGCAUCUGAGCCCCACCUGCCCGAUGGGCCACGCCAACGCAGGCGCUGGUCCUGCUCGAUGGGCUCUUUGGAGCUGAUGGCGAAGUCCAUGCUGGAGCUUCGGCAGCUGGAGUCUGCCUCCAAGCCUAGUUCGGCCCGGAGCGGCUCGGCAGGUCAGCUCUGCAGCCGGCCUGGAGGUGGCAUGGUGAGAUUGCUGCACGCUACCGCUUCCCAUCAGACUGAGAGGCAGCGUGCUUGUCCUCACUCUGCCUGGGAGGCGCCUGGUUCUCCUGAGGGUGUGGUGCUGUACCCAGAGCUCUGCCCCAGCACUGGCAGUCUCCCUCUAGCCUAUCAAGGGCAGGAUGAGGAAGCACAGAGCCAGCACAAGCACAGCCGUGACAGUGGCAGCUCCACAGGCUACGGCGGAUCCAGCCCAGAACGGGGCUCUGGAGGCUCUGAUGACCCAGAAUCACUUAGCAGUGAUGAGGAGCCCCACACCCCAGACGAAGAGGAGGAGGAGGACCAAGGGAAGCUGUUUCACAAGUCCAAGCAAUGCAUGCCAGAGUGCUUCCUCAAAGAGCACUUUGACACACUUGCGGGUACUGACACUACAGGUAAUCAAUUCAGGCAUAAAGGUAGCAGUUCAACACAAUUCCUUGCCCAAGGCUCCUCUACCAGGUCGGUCAUCCUCAUUCUUUCCAGGACUGGCAGGAAGUCUGAUCAAGGCCCCAGUGCUGCGGUGAAACCCCUGAUAUCUGCAGCAUGCCCCCUACACGAGGAGAAGAGUGAGUGGCCAGGCUUGGAGGAGCGAGUGGAAGAUAACCCUCCAGAGCAACCUCUGCAGCUGCACUCCACCCCACAGAGGAGCAAAGCUUCUGGGCCACAUUCUGGCAGGGUGUCCAGUCCUGUGGGCAAGCCAGCAACAGGGCUUCUGAAGUCCAUCUCAGCACACAAUCUAACAGCAGGCAGUCGAAGGCCUGUGACCCUGUCCCAUUUGAAACAGGAGUCUCGAGCCCCCUGGUCCCAGCUCAUAACGGAUAGGUGCGAUGGCAGCCUCCCAUCGCCCACUGGCUCCUCCUCUCCUCUGCCUUGGGAAAGCCCCGGCACCUCCCGACGUCUCAAAGCUCGAUCCUACAUGAGUCCUACUACCAGCUCCAGAGCCAAGCUCCAUCGCUUAGCCUCUGUAGGAGAUGGCCUUCACCUGGCUGUGGGCGGAGGUGAGGCGAUAUCGUACUCGGGGCCUUUCCGCUCGGCUGCCUGUCCUUCUCUGUCCAGUACUCCCCCCCGGGUGUCUCUGUCUGCUUCUCUGCCUGGUCUGUGCAACUCGAAUGAGCUGAGAUCCAGAUGCUCGGAGGGGGCUUGGACUCCCCCUCCUAAAAGCAGCAAGGCCCGUGCCUCUGAGAGGACAAGUAAUCCCAGCUUGGAGUAUCCCAGCAGACCUCGGAAGAGCACUGAUGCUGCUGCACACACGCAUGCUUGUGCUGGGACUGGAGUGCACUCUAUGGACGCCAGCUGUCUAAAGGCACAGCGGCAAGCUGCCAAGCCUGCAUCCCCUCUUCUUGGCCGUCAGCCUGUGAAGGACGGCAUGGAAUCCUUUUCCCAUGCUCCACAGCGAGAGCGCCCCCUGGUGGCGGUCAAAGCGUUCACCAUGACAUCAGAGAGCCAAACUGAAGAGAACUUGGUGAACCUGGAGAUAUGCAGACAGGCUGCUGAGGAACUGUGCAGCAGCAUGAGGAAGGCCACCCAGCUCUAUAGAGUGGUGAACUCUGGUGUUGGGACCGUGGAGGUGGAGCAGCCGGAGAUGGUGCGGGUGCUGGAGGAGGCGCUGCUACUGGUUCUUGCUGAACUGGAAGUCAAGCCUUGGUCAGCAAGUGAGCGUGGGGAGAGGACCCUCGCCCUACUGGAGCAAUACUCUCAGCUGCUGCUGCAGUCAGUGGAGAAGAGGCUCAACCACAGAAUCUAGCUUUACAUCCGACAGGACUAGUCUAGUCUUUAAAAGACUAUAAAGUGGCCACCAUAACCGGAAAGGAAGGGGUGUGUGUGUGUGUGUGAGGGAGAUUUCACAAGGUUCU
Messenger RNA from Electrophorus electricus (electric eel), 4534 nucleotides. The record is from RefSeq and is a predicted model, not a curated record. Lineage: Eukaryota; Metazoa; Chordata; Actinopteri; Gymnotiformes; Gymnotidae.